AUGCCUCGCUUUGAUGACUCAUCACACUUGAUGCGACUGGCCCCAAAGCACACGAAGAGGGCCUGUGGACAUGCCAAGCCUCGUGUGUUUGGUAAGGACUUGAGAGUCAGAUUGACGUUGCCUGCCGAGAUUUUGUCUGCUAAUGCAAUGCCAUGGGACAACAAUGGGUGCAGGGAUGGUGCAAGACUGCCAUCCUGUGCUUGGUUCUGUGGCUUGGUGUUGCUGUUUGUUGGUGGAAAGCAUCUAGAACUGUUGGUGGUUUCGCAGGUCCUGUGGAAAAGCCAAAUAGGAAGAAGCCUGGACCCGAUUUUUGCGAAAGGACUGUUGAGGAUGUGUAUCAGGCAGGCGCCCUGUUGA
This is a messenger RNA of Ostreobium quekettii, 357 nucleotides long. The record is from the annotation of a GenBank genome assembly. NCBI's taxonomy places the organism in Eukaryota, Viridiplantae, Chlorophyta, Ulvophyceae, Bryopsidales, Ostreobiaceae.